AUGAUGGGUUCUAGUUCGCUGUGGUCUUUGAGUAGUUGUUGGUUUUGUCUUUGUAAAUGUGAAAGCCUGCUAGCCGCAAAGAUUUUGAAUUUUUUCCAGGAAGUUCAAAACAUCCUCGCUCUACAGAAUGUAGACACACCUUUGAAAGGCGGUCUGAACACACCGUUGCAAGAAACGGACUUCUCAGGUGUCCUACCAACUCCGCGUGUUCAAGCUACACCGAACACUGUGCUUAAUGCUGUGGCAGCCACUCCAGCUAGCACAUUUGGAGCGACACCCAGCUCUGUCGGUUCCUUCACACCUGGAGCAGGAGGUGCGACACCGGCAUUCCGCGACCAGAUGGGUAUCAAUGAAGGAGGUGCAACAGGUGGAUUAGAGGCUCGAGCAGAACUGCGAAGAGCUUUGGCUUCCCUGCCAGAGCCACGCAAUGACUAUGAAAUCGUUGCGCCGGACGGUGAAAGUGAGGAAGCCGAAGAACAAGAGGAAAAUGGAGAGGAAUGGGUUGAUGACGCGGCUGAUGCAAAAGAAGCUCGUGCUAAACAGCGUGCUCUUAAGAGACAGCGUGAAUUGGCAGCCAGAACUCAGGUCAUUCAGCGUUCCCUUCCGAAGCCGUCGAAAGUAUGCGACGCUGCUUUCAAGCCUUCGUUGAACAGAACGGAAAUGGCAAGGGCUGAUGACUUGAUCAAAGCGGAAAUGGCCCGGUUGGUAGCAUGGGAUGUCCAGGAUCAAGCUCCCAGUGAAGUGUAUGACGAAAGUGUUAUCAAGAAUGCAUCAGAGAUGAUUACUAAGAACUGUGAUGAGGGCCCUCCUUUGGACGCAUCGAUGUGGGCCGUUAUAGAGCAAUGUAGUUCGGAAUUGGUUCAAAGUCGUGGCAAAUUCACGAGGAUUGCUGUGUUGUCCCGUGGAGAUCAGAUUGAAGCGUUGCAUUCACAGUUCCAGAUUUACCGAGACUGGAUGAACGCGCGAGCCAAGAAGACGGCAAAGCUGGAGAAGAAACUGAAAAUCAAACUGGGUGGAUAUCAGGCAAUCCAUACAAAUUUGGCCUCGAAAUUAGCUGAAGUGAGAAAUGAGCUGGAAAUGGCAGCAAUUGAAAAGGAGACCUUCAGACGACUCGCUGAACAUGAAAUGAAGUCAAUCAAUAAGAGAGUUUCCCGUUUGCAAGAGGAAGUGCGACAGCAAGAGGCGCGAGAAAGGGAAUUGCAAAAGGCCCAUGGGAAGCUGAAAGAUCAGCACUGGAAAUUGGAGCAAUACGAGUUACGCAGUCAAGCCACCGUCCAGGCGGAACCUGUCACCUACCAGGCUACAGAGGCAUGA
Molecule: messenger RNA, 1314 nt
Organism: Ostertagia ostertagi
Lineage: Eukaryota; Metazoa; Nematoda; Chromadorea; Rhabditida; Trichostrongylidae
Source: the annotation of a GenBank genome assembly